Molecule: messenger RNA, 11059 nt
Organism: Xenia sp. Carnegie-2017
Lineage: Eukaryota; Metazoa; Cnidaria; Anthozoa; Malacalcyonacea; Xeniidae
Product: lysosomal-trafficking regulator-like
Exons: 52
Coding region: 273-10676 (3467 amino acids)
Biological process (GO): intracellular protein localization
Cellular component (GO): membrane; cytosol
Molecular function (GO): protein kinase binding
Source: RefSeq, a predicted model, not a curated record
CUUUGAAUCUGGAAACUAAAGAGUGAAAGACUACCAAACAAAGAAGCCCAUUCAAAGACUUCAAUUUACCCUUAAUUAUGUGAAAAAAUUUUUUACUUACAGUCUACAGAAGUCGGAGUAAACAGUCGUGGAUUGUAUAAAACAUUUGCUGGUUGAAGUUUCUUGUUCGUUUCUGUAAAUGAGGAAUGUUUAACAAGAGCGCUUGAUGCAUUGAUCAUUUGUGUAUGAUGAAAAGUGUUUGUUGAUUGAGAUGCGUCGUGAAUUUUUUCAAGAUGAACUUAAACGAAAAACAGAAAUCUUUUACACAGUUGAAAGUCCUCUGGGAAGAGUAUUCGACGAUUACAGACCUAAAGAAAAAAGAAACGGCGCUCAAAAAGUUUUCAGAUACAGUCCAAAUCUUUCAAGCUACUGAUGAGAGACUAACUUCUUUUGAUAGAAAUGAAUUAUCUAGCAUAAGCAAUCUCCUGUGUCAUGAAUUUCUCAAGGUUAUCAAUCAUCAAUGUGAGAUUUUGGAGGAUGACUUUGCCUUUGUGAAUUUUCUCAUCCAAGGCACUGGUUAUCAUUUGCUUUUAGCUAUAUACUCUCUUGCUGAUCAUGUUGAUAAUGGUAAUGCAGAAGUAUCAAACCUCCUUGUGUCGCUAAUACCUUGUGUUUUUUCUGCAACAUGUCACAUGGACGACAAUGAUACAGUGGAAAUUCUAAAGAAGCUAGCUGUGCUGUUCAAAGACCUGACAUCCGGUCAAAGUGUUUUGCCACAUCUUUAUGAAACCUUAAUAUUCAGUGCUGAUAAAGGACUUGGUGUUAUGUCUUUGUUUAUGCUAUUACUCGAUGUGUUGUGCAAACUCAACAACAAAAGUUGUGCCCUAUCAAUGGCUGAAUGCACGGUUAAUAUUAUUGAGAAACUAACAUCAUUGUUGCAAGUAUUCUCCGAACCAUUUGACAUUGCUGAUACAGUGACUUUAAAUGAAGGUAUCUUUGAAUGCUUUUGGUGUAGAAAUGCUAAACUUGUGGCCAUGUUUGCCGUUUUGUGUAUGCUUUGGAGUUUACUCUGGGGAAUGAAAUUCUGUGACAUCUUGGCUGGUAGGACUGAAUUGAGUGACUUUGUUGAAAAACUUUUGAAAAUCCUGGCAAAUCUUCAAACAAAUCCAUGGUAUGGAGGGGGACUUAGAGAAUACGAAAAUCGGGGUUCGAUUUUGGGUUUUGGAAUAUUUUUGAUGUACUCUAUUCUACGGUUUGUCUUGAUCCUGAUGACAAGUUGUCUGCCUAGAGAAAACGUUUCAAAUUCUGAUUUGAAAAGGAAACUGAACAGCAAAGUUCAAGUGUUUUUGAACAACAAAGGAUGUGAUUUUAUAAAAUUCGUUGGGGCAUCAUUGAAUAUAGUUACGAAAGAUGGAAAUAUGGAUUUUGAGCUUGAAAGCUUGCUCAAAAAGCAAGCUGUGUAUGUUUUAAAAGGAACAGGACGUCUUAUAACGUCUGUCAAACGGGCUAUGGCUGCCUUGAGAAAAAGCAAGACUGAUCGACGAUCUUUCUCUAUUUUCUCCUAUCAACCUUCACAAAUUACUUCAAGUGGUAGCCUUAAUCAAACUGUUGAUUCAAGUACGGAUGAAGAUUGGGCUCAAGUUGAAGCAACAGUAAACAUUCAUUGUUCUCUUCAUUCGAACUUAGACUGUAAUGUUGUUCAACUUGCUUUGGCGAUAUUGACUGUGUUUAAAGAAAGUUUGAUUGAGGAACUAGAGAUGGUUUGUUUGAAUAUUUUUGCCCGUUGUGGAAUGUGUCGUUGUAUGAAUAUCUCGUCUACAUCUAUUUUCAUACUUCACAGAUUGCCAGAGAGGUCGCCGGACGUUCAAAAUCUUGCAUUGCGUCUGUUUGGCAAGAUCAUGCUUCAAGAUAAUCUCAACGCGAAAGGUCAGUCGCGACGAAAAAUUGAUUCCUACUCCAACUCCACUGAUGAUGUGUUUUUGACAAACGAAAAUUAUCGUUCAAUUGAUAAUUGGCCAUGUUUUGACCGAUUGGCGUCCAUUGUGACCACAAGUGACGUGGAAAUUGUUUUGAAGACAUUAAAAUACUUACGCUCUUUGUCAAAAAUAGCAAUCGCCAAUCUUAAACAUGCUUUGUUUGUAAAAGUAUUUUUUCCUUAUCUGCUUACCAUUAACGAAAAGAAAAGGACGAACUCCUUCAAAGAAAUUUGUCAAAAUGUAGCUGUUAGCAAUCUCCGUAAUCCCUACGAUUCUGGAUAUGGAACGCCAUCUGAAUUUGAUAGCGGGAGAAAGGUGAGUAGGAUUGUGGGCGCAGAUCGAGAUUUGGCUUCAUCCGAAGAAUCAAUUAAGAUAUGUCUGAACACUAUUCUUGACCUUUUGGAGAAGGAACGUUUUCGGGUUGAGUUUAUGAACCCCUUAGCUAUUGAGUGUGUUGUUAAUUUCCUGGGUGAUCCAUCACUUCAUCAAUUGUGUUUGGAGGUCUUGAAGAUGCUUGCUGUUACACCCAAUGAAGAAACGGAAACAGCUGAUGGUAAAAGAUCAUCUACAAAAACAUUCUACAUCAAACCUGAAGACAAUUUGAUAGUUAUCAGAUUAUUUCUUAGGGCCAUGUUCAUGCUUCAACCUAUGCUUCAUACUCCAGAUUAUGUCGAGCUCAAUGACUUUGAGCGGAAAAUUCGAAACACUUUAAGCUUGCCUUGCGUAUGUCGGCAAGUAUAUCAACUUUGGGCAGCUUGUUUUCAUGUUUUGAAACAAAGUGUUUUAUUUCGCGAGGGUUUCUUGAAAUAUGGUGGUCCUGCUUCCGUUGUCACAAUUUUAAAACUCGUUAAAGAAUUUCUGUACAAAGCGAAGACACAAUCCGAGUUAAAGGGACAUGUCCUUUCAUGUGUUAAGCUUAUGGAAUCAGCAAUGGCUGUUGGUCUGGAGUUUGCUUUUGAACUUGUUGAUGGUGUCCAGCUUUGUCUUCAAAUCAACGAACAUUUGCGCAUCAUCCAACGUUUGAUUCAGAAAGAUAAACUUUUAAAAGAAAUUGCUGGGAAAACUUUUUGUCAAGCUCUUUUGAACCUUUCUAUCGGGGCGGUGGGCGUGGACGAAUCAACGAGUAAGGAAACAAAGAGCACAGAAAGAAUCGUGUUUGACUUUAUCUGUGCCGGGGACAGUGAAAGUGACAAUGAUGCUUUUCAAAUGGUAAGUACAAAGCAGUGUGCCAUGAUGGUGGCCAAAGACUUGGAACCAGGUUACGAUGCAGACACUGAGUUAGAGAUUGGUCAGAGUAAUUCAUCAAACAAGGGGAUUGGACCUUGUGUUGUAAUGAAGUCAAGAAGAAUGCGUGAUAGGCCAAGGCAACGCAAUACUGUUGUACAGCGGUUUAUCAUACAUCCAAACCUAUGUGAGCAACUUAUACAAUUUAUCGACGAAGAUAUAGAGAAUAUUGCAAAAGAUAGACCACUAGUUUUGUUCAUAUUAGAAGGACUCAGUGAAUUGGCAUCUUAUUCCGGCAGAAAUCGACAAAUCUUAAGUGAAAAGGGCUUUCUCAGUCUUGUCCUUAAGACUUUCACUCGUUGCAUGACCUCCAAAGAUGCCAGAAUUACAGUUGUACAGAAGACCGUUCUCGAACUAAUUGUCACGUUGGCUGGUCACGAAAUUCGCUGUAACGACUUGACGACAUUAUUGAACUUUCUGAAAAUUGACAAUCCGUCUUGGGGUCUACUGAUGAAGGCAUUAAAUCAAAUAACUAUGUUAUCGAUUGCUUCACAUGGUCCGUUGAAUUCAUUCGUAUUUCCUGCGAGAACAAUGGUGUUUGACGAGAAGAAAUACAAAGAGAUUGACCUUACUACUCAGCGUCCUGCGAUAGCUUCAUUGAAAAUUUCAAAAUCAAAAAAAUUUAAAACUAGUCAGACUAUCGAUCUUCUUUGUCCUCCUUGGAAAGUGAAUGUGUUUUCGUUAAACGUCAGUCAGCAUAUCCCAUGGCCCGUUGGUAGUUUUAGUUUGGCUUUCUGGUUGAAGAUUGAUGACGGGAGAUGUUCUGAGAACAGUCACGUGAAGAUCACGCGUGGAAGUCACAAAGAAGAAAAGAAUCUUUUGACGGAUUAUCUUCAAGAUGAGCUUGAUAAUAUUGUUCAUAUUGCAUCUUUCGGUACCUCAAUUGCUUGGUUUGAAGUAUGGUUUGACUUCAAAAAAUCUUCAUUAAUAUGCAGAUGGUCGUAUGAUGAUACUGUAACUGACGCGAGUAUUAGCCGAGACAUCUUGCCUGUUCAAUUCCCAUUUAAGGCUUGUGAUUGGACUCACGUUGUUAUAUCAGUUCAAGCUGGUCAGGAGGGUGAUGUCAACGGUGGCUUGAUGACAUUUUUGAUUGACGGAGCUUCCGAAACAACAAAAGAAUAUCGCUAUCCCACAAUUCCUGCGCGCAAGGUUGAUCCGCCAACGUUGUGGAUUGGUCAGCGGAGCUCUGGUGGAGAUCAUACGAACAUAAGUUCUGGCAAGCGUAAUCUUCGGCCAUAUCUGAAGCUUGGAAAUGUUGCCUUGUUUAUUGGGGAAUUACAUAGAGAUGAAGGUGGGCUGACAGCUCUUAUUUCUAAACUUCAUAACUCAUCAAAACACAGCGAUAAACGAAAAACUGUUGAACUGGAUGAAGCUGCAUUUCUGAACCUUCUUGGAGCAAAUUGCCAGGCUUUAGAAUUCCGCUUAUCUGAAGCAACAUCACAAGAUUUUAACCAUCACUUAGACAUAAAAUGUCUAGAAAGAUUACCCGAAUGUCAUGCGCAGUUCUUCGUUUGUGGUCCACAUGGUCAACCUGUGCUAGUUGAUGAACAGCGAUGGAACGAGAUCAAAGCAUCACUUAGAAAGCAGUUAUUGUUGGUUUUCUCUCCAUCUCAUCCUGACAAUUUUUUGGAAUAUAAACUUGAAGAUACAAGUUGGACAGGAAAUACAUCAAUCACUGAUAACUGCCAGACAAUUGACGUCAUUUAUAGUGCUCAAGCUUCCGUAUGUCACCGUCAACAGUUUAAAGAAACUAUCGAAAAAAUUGGUGGCAUUAGUGUUCUCUUAUUUCUCUUUGCAAAAACGGUCGAAAAGUCCGCUGACGAGAAAGCACAGGCGGACGCGCUUUCCGUUUUCUUGACAUUAGGAAAAGGAGAUGUUAGUCAUGCCAAAGAUUUGGAUUCUUUUCUUGCUUACAAAAUGAUCCUUAAAGUUUUGCUUACACCACGUUGCAUGGCUGGAAGUCACUUUGUCAAUGUGUUUAUGAAGGCUGCUUGCGAUGGAGAAGUUUUAAGAGAGACAGGUGUUAGCGACAAACCUUACUUUGUCAAUUUUAACACGACAGCAGUGAUAAAAAACUUUGAAAUUCUUCGUGAGUUUCUUCUAAACUGGCGGAUUUGGUAUCGAAAGUCUGAUGCUCCCGAGUCAUGGCACAUGAUCUUACAUGCUUUGGAAACUCUUACAAGAUUUAAUCAUCCAUAUUCCGCUUUCAACAUUCGUCAAUUUGAAACAGCUGAUGCGUUAGGUGCACUAUUACUUGGUUGUCAGGAAAUUCAGGCUGAGAAGUUGGCCUUCUCGUCCCUCACUACAAAUCUUCAUCUGAAAAUCAUUCAGAAUCUCUUCGGUUGUCCCCCAAAUCCACAAGUUUUAAAACGUAUUUGUGAGUUCCUUGUGGCCAUUCACCCGACCUAUGAAACAUUGGUUGUUCAUGCUCCAGGAAAUCUGUACCUUUCACCCAUCGCAAUUCUUGCUGACGAUAAAGAGCUACUUCCUGAAGAAAAAGAAGGAGGAGAAGUUGAAGGGAAAAAAGAAGAGCAGGAUAUUGAAAGAUCUCGUUCUGAAACAUUGUUGUCUGCCCAAUCUGUGGAUGAAACAACGUGUAUUUUCAGCUCAAGAGAUAAGCUCACAAAUGUAUCUGAAAUAGAUGCAAGUAAUAUAAUGAUCACAGUUGGACAUAUGCCAAAAAUUUCUGACGAAAGUUUGGAGAAUGAAAACGUCAUUGAAACAGAUAAUACUCAUCAAGAUCAAUUGAAACUAGCGGGUGACGUUUCUUCGUCGAAAUCAAUGUCGUCCCAGGCCACGAACUCUGGUGAUGAUUUUAUUGUUGAAGAGAACGAGUUUUCCGUUCCUCCAACCAUGACAACUUACAGAUAUUUAAAACGACAGCGCUCGGAGUUGCAAGAACAUUCCAAGUUGGAUGAACUAAGAAGUGGACUUUUAGAAUUGAUCAAUUGUAUGCUGGUCAAUAUGACGGACAUUGCUAUUGAAGGAGUAUUGAGUGAUAUUUUAAAGUUUGAAUAUUUUUUAUGUUUCGUCAACUAUCCUUUGGCCAGGGUACGAGCUGUAUCGAUACAGAUCCUUUGUAAAAUGCUGGAACGCGGAUCUCUAAAUAUGCUGGAGUCAUUUCAACAAAUACAAGGUUUUCAUUUGUUAGCCGUGCAGCUACACUUAUAUCCCAUCACUCAAGAUGUGGCCGAAGCCUGCUUCCGUUUAUUUUUUCAACAGCCAGUUUACAUCAAGGAAACUCAUUUUAUUGUUGCUAUAAAACGGGGCAGUGAAAUUACCAGGAAAAUAAACGUUCUUGCUGGAAUACCGCUGUUGGCCAUGAUGGAAGGCUCAAUUGACUCGCCAGAAAUAUUUAAGUUUCUUUCUCAAGUCCUUGUGAAACUGAUUCACACUGUUGAGAAUUUCUUACUAAAGGCUGCCGAUCAGGGCUUACUGAAGAUUCUUGUUAACACAGCUCGCGGCCUUUGUGUUUGGCGUAUCAAUAACAGUGAUAAAUCAAUGUCUCAAACAACAGCUGGAGCGAUAUUGGAUAACCUACAAUAUUUAAUCAUGGCUAUUGUUUAUGGAUCAUUAAGAAUGUGUGGAGAUCGUUAUUAUCAAAUAUUUGACGACUUGCUUUUGUCUUUGGAUUCCCCCGAAUUCAAUGAUAAAAAUCAAGGAUUAAAUCAAUUAUUAAGUUGUUGUUUGAUGUUCUUACGACAAUGUGCAAUAAGGUUUGCUUUGGACUAUAUCGAGUUUGUCAAAAAAUCUCAGAAGAAUAAUCGUCGUUGUUUAAUUCCUACACUCAGACGUACAGUCAAAAACAGUAAUGACAACGCUGAUGCCGUACGCGUUAGCUGUAAUAAUUAUUAUUUAUUUUGGCGGACAUUGGACCCACAAGAUUUUCCUGUGUUGUGGUGUAUAUCUCCAUAUGAACCUUUACCUGCUGAAGCAACACCAUCUGAGAUCACCUCUAGGUUUCAUGAUGUCUGUGUCAAAGCUGUGAAUAUGAUUUGUUAUUCUGAUACGAUUACGUCAUUGCCGUAUGAUCUUGAACUACGUCAUGCCGAUUUUAAAUUACCAUCGCAUUUUGAGAAGUACAAACCUGAAGAUUUUUGCUCUUUACUUCGUUCCAGUGAGAUAUUUACUCAAUGGAUGUUCUGUUUGUUUGUGGACUUUCUUGAUUAUGCGUUGCAUCGUGGAUCUCAGCAUGUCACAAAUAAAUGGCAAGAACUUAUCUAUCAUUCAAAGGAUAAAAUCCGACAUCUGGUUUUAUCAUCUUUCUCUCUUGAAGAUAUGUCGACUGUUUGUUUACUUGAUGUCUCCUUUCGGGAGCUGAAGAUCAAAGUCUUUGCUCUACAAUUUAUUAAGUCGCAGGAGGGAGAGUCCAUGUUUUUGAAUAUAUUACUCGGAGGAAUUACAUCCAAGCAAAAAGAGAGAACUAUAGCAUACGUACGUUCAUUCUUAAAUGAAGUAAGAGAGGAUUGUAGUAGGGAAGAAAAGGAAUUGAGGAGAACUGUUGCAGAACUUUUGAAGAAUGUCGAGGAUCAAAAGAUGGAUGGUCUCGAUGAUGAUUCGUUGAAACGGAAAGAGGAAGAGUGGACAAAGCAAGAUAUUUCAAAAAAACUUCAAUACAAGAAUAAGACAGAUAUUGAAAAGAAAAGAGUAGAACGCGAAUUAGAGCAACUCUGUGAGGGAAUAUCACGAAAUGCACUUGAGGUCACUAAGGUUUCCAUUGACGUUCAAGACAAGCAGCGACAGAACUUACUCAAACAUGUAAAAAGUGCUCUAUCAAACGAUGUUCAAAGUCACAAAUUGUGGCAAAUGUUGGUUAUGCAAGUUACCCACGAACGAGCCAUUUGGUACGAUAAAGAAUUCUUCCCACAAUCAUGGCAGCUUGAUAGAACCGAAGGACCUUGUAGAGUUCGUUGUCGUUUACAACGUUGUCAUUUGGAUGUCAAUGAAAAGUUCAUUAUGCCUGAACAUAGGAAAGCACAAUCUGUUACUGUUCCUUUAUUCUAUCUCUUUGAUGAGCCUCUUGGUGAGCCAACUUCAAAAAAUGUUCAUCAUAUAUUCAACACAACAGAUACGAUUUGGAAAAUUAUGUUGUUUUUGCACCGUUGUAAAAGCAUAAUGCCUUCGAGGAAAGUCCCCGGAGAAAUUUUGAUAGGCGAGAAAAGAGUUUAUUUUGUUGGUGAAGAGAACGAUGUUAACAUCAACACGGCACAGUUCUUUCUUGACGAUGAAGAUAUCACGUCAGUUUCAUGGUUGUUCCAACAAAUUCGUGAAAUUCUUAGACGUCGAUAUGCUCUUAAGGACAACGCUCUUGAGAUUUUCCUCACGAACGGUCGCACGUUUUUACUUGCGUUUGAAACAACAAAGGACAGAGAGACUGUAUAUAAAGAAUUAUAUGCUAAAGAAUUGCCAAACUUAGUGACGACAGAGAAUGUUGCAGACUUGACACAAAGAUGGCAAAAUGGCGAACUAACCAACUUCGCUUAUUUAACUGAAUUGAAUAAGCAAGCUUGUCGAUCCUUUAAUGAUCUUAUGCAAUACCCAGUGUUCCCUCUUGUUCUCGCUGAUUAUAAAUGUGACGUAUUGGAUUUGACAGAUGCAUCGAUUUACAGGGACUUAUCAAAACCAAUCGCUGUUCAAAAUCCAUUAAGGAUCCCGAAAUACAAAGAAACUUACAGGAGUCUACAAGAACAAUAUGACAUCACGAAGAGGCUUGAUCCUAUGAACUGUAUUCCUCCUUAUCACUAUGGAUCCCAUUAUUCAAACAGUGGUACUGUGUUGCACUUCCUUGUCCGUCUUCUCCCCUUCACGAAAAUGUUCUUGAUAUAUCAAGAUAAACAAUUUGAUGUUCCUGAUCGUACGUUUCAUGCAAUCGAAACGACCUGGAAUCUUUCUUCAUUUGCCUCUGCUCCUGAUGUGAAGGAACUUAUUCCCGAAUUCUUUUUCUUGCCAGAAUUUCUCCGUAAUUCUGAAGGUUUUGACUUCGGUGUUAGACAAAAUGGACAACGUGUUAUGGAUGUACACUUGCCUACGUGGGCCUGCAAUGAUCCUCGUUUGUUUGUUUUCAUUCAUCGUCAGGCUCUAGAGUCUGAUAUUAUCUCCAGCGCAAUAAAUAAAUGGAUCGAUCUAGUUUUUGGUUUCAAGCAAGAAGGACAAGCUGCAAUCAAUGCCAUUAACGUCUUUCAUCCAUCUACUUACAUUGGUGGAAUUGAUGCAAACAGACUUCAUGAUCCUCUGCAACGCAAAGCUGUACAGACGAUGAUUGAAACGUACGGCCAGACUCCCGCCAAACUCUUCUCUGAGCGACAUCCCGAGAAAAAACGACAAACCGUGGAUCAAUCUUCUACGAUUAGCGGAACAUUUACAGAUUUUGAUUCCUAUUCAAAGUCAAGUGUGUCUGAGCGCUCUUCACAGAGACUCGUGCAAGAUGCUCCCAGUCCAAUUUCGACUGUAUAUGGCAUAAAAUGGGGACAAUACGUUGGUUCUCCUGCCUAUCCUAGGCCUGCUAUCUGCUGGUCAUCUAAACACCCUCUACCAGUUGCACGCUUGGUGUCCCAUCCCCAAAGUAGCAUAAUUAUUUUGCCUCCAAAUUCGACUCAUCUUAUGGUUACGAGAACUCGCAACCGGACGAUGCAUAUAAUAUGGUCAGCGGUAUUGAGUUGGGAUUACGUUGACGAUAUCAUUCGCAUUUGGGAUGCCAAGAAAGGUAGCAAUGUCGGUUUCAUGGAAAACAUUGAUUUUCAUAAGGUGACAUGCUGUGCCGUAUCAGAACAAUGUAAUCUACUGUGGAUAGGAAGUUCAACUGGAUGUCUUAACGUUUGGCCGACGAGAUACGAUAGAAAUAGUGAAUGUGGUUUAGUGAUAAGUGGUCGAAAGAUUCGUUUGCAAGGGCAUCAAGCUAGUAUAAUUUGUCUUGAAAUCUGCUCAGCAUUUAGUAUUGUUGUUAGCGGCAGUGAAGAUGGAACGGCUAUCAUUUGGGAUUUGAAUAGGUUGUGCUAUGUAUGUAGUCUUUCUGAACAUCCUUCACCUGUCAGUUUGGUUGCAAUCAGUGAUACUACGGGAGAUAUUGUAACAGUUUGUCAUAAAGGUAACAAUAGAUCAAGCGUAUUGAGGCUAUGGUCAGUUAAUGGAAGAGAGAUCAAAAGUACUUCUUGUCAGGAGAAAGUAAACUGCGUUACUUUUUCUCGUGCACCAGAAGGAGUUUCGGUAAACUCUUUGGUAGCAGGCUUAGAAAAUGGUGUAGUGAGACUUUGGAAUACGUGGACGUUGGACCAUAUCGCUGAUCUCAAAGAUGAUUCAUGCCAAAGUCCUAUUGUUGACAUCACCUAUUCCCUCACCAGUCUUCAUUUGUUCACUAUUAAUACCCAAGGUAUAGUUCGAGCUUGGGGGAAAAUUGAAAAAAGCUCGUAUAGACCUCGGAUAUUGUCUGCAAUGAGGUAACAGUUGGCUUUGAAAGAAUUUGCGAAAAAGAAUAAACAUCAAAUAAUUCCUUGGUAACCUUGAUGACACCCAUGAAUUGGUCUGCAGACUGAGAGAAUCCCUACACUACAUACGUUUAGAAAGGAUUUCUCAACUUCUAAAAAAUAUAAAAGUUAUUGAUGCUUACAUGAUAAGCUGUGCACUGAUAAUGAUUCGUCAUUGCACAUUGUUGAGGCAACGAGUUUUUCUAUAUGUAAGAAGUAUAUUUAUAUUGUGUAUUUGAGGGUUACUUGCUCUUUUUGUAGGAGGCAGUAAAACAUCACUAUUUAAUAUAUUUAGUAUUUCUUGUAAUAUAGCUAGAAUCAUUUUCCUCAACAAAAUUAGAUGAUCCUCAAUAUUCUCAA